AUGGCGGCAACCUCGCGUCGCCGUUCGACACACGGCCUUACCUCGUCGGGCUCCUCAACGCAGCUUGCUCGACGAGGCUCCUCUUCCCGACUGGGUGGUGCGCGCGGCCGCUUCGACCCAGGUCUCAUGAUGUCAUCCAAUGCCGCUCCCUCCAACGGCAGUCGCAAUCCGGAUGAGGAGCGCAACGCGGACGACGACGCUGCCACUACCGCUAACGACAAGGCUCGUCGCAACAAGUCGACCGAUCGCCUUCCGCGCUCUAGGGACAACAGCAGCACCCACCUCAGCAGCAAGCGGUCCAAGUCAUACACUCACCUCGGCAUGACCGCUGAUGACGCCAGCAAUGCUCGACGACGCAAAGCAGCCAACAAGAAAGGCAAGAGUCAGCGUACAGAGGCCGGCGAGGACGGCUGGACCAGUGCCAGCGCCGACAACACUGCUAGCGGUCCCAGCGACAAUGACUCUACAUCCAGUAGCCCCGCAGACGAGGGACUGAUCCUCGGCAUCAAGAAGCGGCCUGCCAACCUCAAGCAGAUCUCCACCACAACCACCCUCCCCGAACCUAAGAAGGAGUCUUUCCCGCAACCGCCCGACACUCCCAAAGCCAGCUCAAAGAUGCUGCAGUCCGAGCAAGAGGAGCAAAGAGAGGCAAAAGUGGACGACAAAUCAAGCUCAUCCAGGCGUGCUGAGCCCCCAGCACCCCUUUCCCGCGAAGACACCUCCAGGACGCUCGUCGAUCAUCGCGACGAUGCUCCGGCCGCGGUCGCUGAUACAUCCUCAUCGGACUUGCAACACGGUUCAUCGUCGCGAGCCACAUCAGAAGUCGCAUCUCUCGACCAAAGCAUGUCUUCCCUCAAGCUCGACACCUCUGAUGCGGCUUUGGACAAGCCUCCGGUCAGAACCGCGUCCAGCCUGUCGCUCAACCCCGUCAGCCAGACGCGCCAUCACCGUGUCUCCUCCAGUGCCUCGAAUCGUACCUUGCGCUCCUCGAUGCCGAUGGCGUCGUCUCCUACGUCGAUCCGAUCCAGAUCGUCCGUCUUGUCCAACCGCUUCCCGCUGUUCUCCAGAGAGACGCAAUCCGCCGCACCACCCAUGCUCGACACACACAACGCCCUAGCAGGGCGUCUCGGUGCACGGCACGAGGACCGCGGCGACACGCUGUCCCCGCUGCCCGGUCCAAGCCGGACUGGCCGAAGCGUCAGCGCCAUGACGGCGAGCACCAGCGCACCUGUCGGCUUCGACCAGCUCCCACAUGGAUCCCUCGACAGCCGCUCCAACAUUCUUCACCGAGCUGGCUCGAGUCAGACGCUGCAUGCUCGCGUCGUCUCGCCCUCACCGUUGGCUUCGGCCACGCAGUCCGCCUUUGGCACUGUGGGACAUGCUUCACACCAGCGCGCCAGCACCGACCUGGUCAACGAUCGAAAAAGGACAUCCAAUUCUCAGAGUCUCACCGCUGCAGACGCCGCCAAGCUAGCCGCCAAAUUGCGACUCGCUCGCGACUCCAUGGACGAUCACGGGCUCGGCGGCUACGGCACCACAUCGCGUGGCGCUCAGGCUUACAAUCCGAGGCUCGAAAAGUACAAGAAGCCCGUGGUGUCCACCUUUGUCAAGGACGCAACCACCGAAGCGCCGCAGGCCGUCGAGGUACAGGCCAAUUCGGUCUACUCGAAGAUGUUCUCACAGGCGCACGACAGUCAGGAGGGCGGAGAUACCGACCGCCGUAUGAUCCGCUACGUCAUGGGCUACGGCAUCAGCGGUCCACCCAUCGAGAAAAGCAGUCUCUCGGAUGCGCUGCUGGGACCCAAUCUCGAUUUGGCCGAUUUCGACUCGAGCUGGGCCCCCGCGCUUGCCUACGCUGCAGGACUAGGAGCAGCUGUUGCGCCUCCGGUGCAGACCGAGUACGGACUGGUGACGCCGGAAGCACCCGCCGCUGCCGGCGGUCCCAACUCGACGCCACUGCAUCUCAUUCACGGACUCACCACCACAUCACCAGACCCUUUCCCUCUGGACCCAACCGACGUGCCUGCGCUUCAACAAACAGCCGACGUGUUCGACAGCCACCCGGUCUCGCAGCUGGGCCCGAACUCGACCCAGCUUGUCGAUCCGAGUCUCAUCCGGGCGAUCGCCAUCACGACGCACGCCAUUGCCGUACAUCGAUCGCACAUCGUCACGCGCCGCUACGCCGAUCCCAUGCGCGAAGGUCUCGACCGCGUCGUCCGCUCCUCUGGCCGCUUCGCGCCUCCGACAAAGAAUCCGGCGGCCAAUAGCAUCCCCAACUCACCCCACGUCGGCUCGCGAUGGGGCCGCAAGACCGCUCCCAACAGCCCGGUCGGCUCGCGCAUCGACGCCCGACCAGGCAGUCAGCACCGUAACAACUCGGAAGGCUACCAUGGUAAUACGGCCUCGUCGACGCUGUAUCAUUUGGUCGAUGCCGCAGAGCACCCGGUCAGGAGUUUGAAACGGGUCUGGUCUGGCGGUGUGGCGAGAGGUGGCUUGGCGGCGCUGACCAGGACCGAGGAAGAGCCUUGA
Kalmanozyma brasiliensis GHG001 is the source of this 2529-nucleotide messenger RNA. RefSeq lists its product as uncharacterized. The transcript has a single exon. The record is from RefSeq and is a predicted model, not a curated record. The coding region runs from base 1 to 2529 and encodes 842 amino acids. NCBI's taxonomy places the organism in Eukaryota, Fungi, Basidiomycota, Ustilaginomycetes, Ustilaginales.